AUGCCACUAUCGACCAUCGUUGUCGUGCAAAGUCUAUUUCUUAUGAUAAUUCUCAUUCAUGGCGAAGACUCAUUUGAUUGCACGGGUUAUGAAGAUGAUUCAUAUCAUCCGAUAUAUGAUGCUGAUGAUUGUCGCCGUUAUUGGCAUUGCAUUUAUGUCGAUACUGUUUAUAUGCAUGCAGUUAAACGUGUUUGUCCAGCGGGAACUGAAUUUGAUGCAACAUUAAAAAAAUGUGAAACGUCUGGUCAAGUGGAUUGUGUACCACUUAAAUCUCCACGUGGAUCAAGAAUGACGACGACUACAAAAGCAUGGAAAUGGAAAUAUUCAAGAUUAUUUUCACAAAAAUAUCGGAGAACAACAACACCAUAUUUUAUAACAACAAGAAAACGUCGUAUAUUUGAUGUAGGAGAUUCUGUUGAGGAAGAUAUUACAACAGUGUUAAUACCAGAAGUCGAAACAACAGAACCAAUGCAAGUAUUACCAUUUACUCAACCUCCGACGGCAUCGACAAAUGUGUUUUUUCUUGAAAAACUUUCAAAAGAUCUCCAUGCUCUACUAUCAAACCGUCGAUCCUACAAAAGUCGAGCUGGAACAGCUCAACUUUUCCAACCAGGUGAACCAGAAAAUGAAGCAAUCAUUUACACGACAACAACAGCAAGACAACGUAUCAGACGAACACGAUCAACUACUCAAUCGACUUCAAUUCAAAUGACAACACAAUCGCCAUUAACGACUUUCUUUAUUACAGCCGAACCAACGACAAUUACCAUAACGACUGCACCGAUCAUACUUCAUACAACGAUACCAACAACAACAGCGACUACUACUAAUUCUUCUGCUACUUUAACAUCAGAAACUACAACCAAAACUCAAUCGGACACAACAAUAAAUAUCAGUCCACACUUCCGUAUGAACGGUAAAAGUCGACGUAAUAAUAUGACGUUAUAUAUUUUAACAAGUGAUGAUCAUAAAAUUCGACGAUUUUCAAUUAAUCAUACACGUGGAUUUUUACUUAAUUGUAAUCAAUUACGACGUCGUCUUCUUGGCCGUCGUCGUUUACGCGAUAUAUUUCAAGCAAACUCGACUUACUCGCCAAUAAUGAGAUAUACCUCAACUUCAUCAAGACAAACAUUUCAUCAUAGUAUAUUGUCAUUAACAAUGAUAUUUUUGUUUUUUUUUACAAAAAUAAUUAUAAUUACGUAG
This is a messenger RNA of Rotaria socialis, 1203 nucleotides long. NCBI's taxonomy places the organism in Eukaryota, Metazoa, Rotifera, Eurotatoria, Philodinida, Philodinidae. The record is from the annotation of a GenBank genome assembly.